AUGGACCAGCCAGCCCGCAACGUGCAGUGCGUGCGCAUCUGCCCGCGCAUCGAGACGCUACACGCGACGGUGAUGGUGCGCAGCGGCAACUCGGUGCGUGCGGCUCACUGCGAGCGCGCCAUCGCUGUCUACCCCAACGGCACCCAGCACGACGAGCCGUUCUGGGACGCCGACGGCCGCGACGUCUUAUUUGUAUCCUGCACGCACCUCGAACCCGACGGGACCAGCUUCAGGGGCGGAGAUUGCAUCAACGGAACGCUGGUGAACGAGGACGAGGUGCCGCAACCGACGAUGAAUUUCAGCGUGCUGUGGAAGUUGGCCAACGGCCCACGGCCUGCUGACCCAGACCAACUUAUAGCGCCCGCACAGGAGAACAUCACAAUCUUCAACCGGUCGCGCCUCUUGAUCAAUCUUGAGGCUUGCGUCAACACGCUGCAGGGCGAGUGUCGCGCCUUCGCGGAUUCGCACGGCCAGGAUGGACGCAACAGCACCGCACCUUCACGCUUCCCCUGCUACUACGACAAGAACAACUCGUUUUUCGUGGUGGCGCGUUUCGACCGGCAGAGGACGCAGCGCGAGCUGGUGAUCGGCGUGACAGUGCCGGGGAGCCUCUUCCUCAUGUCGCUUGUUAGCCUGUGUGUGAUGACCCGCUCGGUGCGCGUGGGUGACGACGCGCGCAUGCGCUGGGUCUGCUGCAACGACGGCGCUGACGAGCCCCGCCGCGUGCCGACUAGCGCGCCCGAAGACCACGACGGCGCCGACGUCGCCGCCCUGGACGCUCAGCGUCUGAAGAAGCAGCUUAAAAGUCGCCUGGUGGUGGCCACACUCGACCGCGUGUAUAGCUUCUUUCAGCGCAACGCGUCCUAG
This is a messenger RNA of Schistocerca nitens (vagrant locust), 867 nucleotides long. RefSeq lists its product as uncharacterized. Gene Ontology annotation, biological process: regulation of sodium ion transport. Lineage: Eukaryota; Metazoa; Arthropoda; Insecta; Orthoptera; Acrididae. The transcript is spliced from 5 exons. Gene Ontology annotation, molecular function: sodium channel regulator activity. The record is from RefSeq and is a predicted model, not a curated record. Bases 1 to 867 code for a protein of 288 amino acids.